Molecule: messenger RNA, 3779 nt
Organism: Pangasianodon hypophthalmus (striped catfish)
Lineage: Eukaryota; Metazoa; Chordata; Actinopteri; Siluriformes; Pangasiidae
Product: disabled homolog 2
Exons: 15
Coding region: 423-2480 (685 amino acids)
Biological process (GO): receptor-mediated endocytosis; negative regulation of canonical Wnt signaling pathway; positive regulation of endocytosis
Cellular component (GO): plasma membrane
Source: RefSeq, a predicted model, not a curated record
UCUUACAGAGUUAACUGGAAGCCGUGCUGAAGGCGGCACUCUGUGGGGGAGUUACUGCGUCUCAAGCCGCUGCUGCAACAUCACAGCGCAUUCCUGAGCAGAGCUGAGCAGAGCUGCUAACAUCUGACUGCCACAUCUCAUCUCAUCUCAUCUCUCAUUUCAUCUCAUCUCAUCUCAUUAAAAGCCUGAAGCUACACGGCAGACCGCCUGCACUGUAGGCUCUCCAAACCCCGCCAUCCGCUCCACAGGCGCAGCACAGAAGACUAUGCAUGCUGCAAGCACCGCUGGCUAACUACACGUCGCUCAUGCUUUGCUGAACAUGACCUACUGCUGAGUCAGACUGUAGCGAGCACACUACACAGUGGAGAGAAGGACAGAGAGCUGCUUUCGAUCACCCCGUCACGUGAGGCUGGCCCCAAAAAAUGUCUGCAGAGGUGGAGUCCGGCAUGCCUCCAGCCGAGCAGGCACCCGUGAAGACACCGUCCAAGAAAGAGAAGAAGAAGGCUUUAGCUACUCCGGAGAAAACAGACGAGUUCCUGCUGGCCAGGUUCAAAGGUGAUGGUGUUCGGUACAAGGCUAAGCUAAUUGGAGUGGACGAUGUGCCUGAGGCCAGAGGAGACAAAAUGAGUCAAGACUCCAUGAUGAAACUGAAGGGCAAGGCGGCAGCUGCUCGCUCUCAGGGCAAACACAAGCAGAGAGUUUGGGUAAACAUCUCUCUCUCAGGAAUCACUAUUACAGAAGAGAAGACAGGGGCGAUACUGAUGGAACAUGCAGUGAACAAGAUCUCUUUCAUAGCUCGCGAUGUCACAGACAAUCGAGCGUUCGGCUAUGUGUGUGGUGCAGAGGGCCAGCACCAGUUCUUCGCCAUUAAAACUGCUCAGCAGGCGGAGCCUCUUGUUAUUGACCUGAAGGAUCUCUUUCAGCUCAUCUUUAAUAUGAGGAAAAAAGAAGCAGAAGGUUCAAAGAAGGAAGAAACAAACAAAGUGGUAGAGAAUGGAAGUGACGCCUCACUCGGCAAUAGAAAAGGUGUGGAGCAGCUGGACCUGUUUGGAGACAUGUCAACCCCGCCAGACAUGAACUCUCCUUCGGAAUCUGAGGACAUCCUCUUGCUGGAUCUGUCCACUGAGAUAGACAGCAACCAGAACUGUGUGAAAGGCAACCCAUUUAUCAACUCAUCCUCUACCCGCAGAGCCCAGUCCAGCCUCUCGCCUGAGAACCCCUUCUCCUCUCAGCUCAACUUCUUCCCCACCCCUAGCCACGAUCCCUUCCGGGAUGACCCCUUCUCCAAAAGCAACAACCAAACAGCCAAUCACAACUCCAACUCCCACCAGUUUUUCAAUGGCGACCCCAGGAACGGUGACUCGGACUAUUUAGGUCAGCAGUUUGACCAGCUCUCCAACAGGACAAUGGUCCAGACACUCAGUAAUGGCCAGUGGCCACUAGAUGGCAGGCCAGCAGAGACAACUGUCUGGACUCAAAAUAACAUACCAGAGAGGGAACAGAAUGGCCAUAGCGGAAAGGUGACACCAGAUCCAUUUCUGGAAACUGUUCCGAAUGGAGUGAAGCAUGAGAACGGAAGCAAGCCUGAAGCUGCUGUCAACCAUGCCAAGGAUUCUAUUAUCAUAAGCCCUCCACCUCUUAACACAAAAGCUGGCCGAGGAAGGAGGGGUGUGAAGUCCCCAACAAAUGAAAACGUUGCUGCAGAUCCGUUCACUUCACCCACCCAGUCAGAAUCUCCAUCACCUCCUCACCCGGACUGCACCCCAGGGAGCUCUGUUGAUUUUUUCAGCAAGAGCACCACCAGCACCUCAGACACCCUCACAGGCCUUGGAGGGCUGUCUCUUGGACACUCAUCUUCCUCCUCUAAUCCUGGUACAGCCACAUGGAAUGAGUCCCUCUCUUCCGUGUUCCCCAGAACUACCAGUGUGGCCAAUGCUUUCACACAGCCUUCAGCCUAUUCCACAACUCCAGUACAAAACUGGGGAGGCAGCCAUGGAGUUUUUGGGACCACGUCCACCCAACAGCUUCCUUCCUGGGGAGAGAAUAACACUCCUGCCUCUAAUGGAUACUGGACUCAGCAUUCAACUUUGGGAAACCCCUUUCAGUCCAGCAUCUUUCCUCCAACUUCAAGCCUAAUGUCAGGGGGACAGCAGAGCCCCAGCCCCCCUCCACUGAUCCCACCACGGGCAGGACCCGUUAAAGAACCCCCUAAGGUGGACACUGAUGCCUUUGUGGACCUGGAUCCUUUGGGGGAAAAAGAGAAGAGGGACAUCAAGGAAAUGUUUAAGGAUUUCCAAAUGGCUAAGCCGCCUAAUGCCCUGACUAAGAAUGAACCAUUAAAAGUUGGUGGCCAGAACCUGUUUGAUAGUCCUCUUGGAACAAGUGUUUUUGGAGCACCAGCAACUACUCCGAGUGCUCCUGCUAUCAAGGUUGUGGGAUCAGAUCCCUUCAGAGCCCCAUUUGGAAACCCCUUCGCAUGAUGACCCUUCGUGUUCAUGGAUCCACAAACUCCUAUUGAGGCACAAGGUUUUCCUGUGAAGUGCUACCUUUUCCAAUGUAUACGGCCAAACCAAGAUGCCACCCAAAAGCUCCAUGAAGUCCUCCUACUUAAGAAACACAAUAUGAGAUGAGCUUUCAUGCAGUACCUGAGGCCAAGACGGCAUAGUGCAAAUGUACACUGAUGUUGCUUCAUAUUAUAUGGCACUAUACUAGUGGUUAAUGCAGCCACUGGCAAGAAAGCACAAACUGAACCAGAGGAGAAUGCUGAGUGUUCAUUGCGCAGGUAAAAGUAACGGAAGAAGAACAGUAACAUGGAGUAGGUCAGUUUUGUGUUCUUCAUUGCAGUAUUAUUGCUUGUGUCUUUAUUUCAUUUACUUGGCAGAUGCUUGUUAAUUUGCAGAUGAUUUAUCAGACAAUAGCUUUUUAUGCCAUAAUAUUUAGUGAUAUAGGAGUGCUAUUUUCUUAAACUUUUUUUCUUUUCAUUAAUCCACACUGAAGUCAAGGUCAAAUGGAUAUCAUAUAUUUCUAUAUACCAGCUGGAUUAAAGUAUGUCAUUUAUUACUUUUAAUGAUGGACAGAGUACAGUCACUCCUAUGGAGAUGUUAGAAAAAUUGGCAGGCUACAGCUGGCAAUCUGCGUCAUAUUGCUCUUUUACUGAUCCAAUAAUGUCUUGGGCUGAGUAUUUUAUUCCACUCUGUAUUGUGCUAUUGAAAUAUUAUCAGGCUUAAAGUUCAGUUUUUAAUAAUGUGUUCAAUUGUCAUAUAUGGAUACUGAUCAUCCCAAAUUGUUCAUGUACUUGACAGAAGAACGUCUAUGACUUAUAUGUAUGUACUCUAAAGAUGAUGGUCAGACACUCACUUUUCUUGCCGUGUUACACUGAGUGACAUAUCAAAGAAAACAAGUAAGCAAGGAGUGUGCUGUGCACUGUGAGAUGUAAGGACUGAGACUUUGAUUAUCAGCGUGCCUUCACCUCAGUGACUCUAACGUUCGGAAGGAAGACUGAAAGAUGAUCUGCCUGUACUGUACUGGAAGUCUUGUCAUAAUGACCUAUGAGUUAUGUGUGUUUGGAACUGUGUGUAUUGUGUGUGUGUGUGUAUGUGUAUAAAUAUAUAUAUAUAUAUAUAUAUAUACUCUAUUGUGCACUAUGGCAUUUAUCUUGUAACUGUAGUUGUUGCAAUAAACUGGAAUUUAAUAUUCAGUAAAAUAAUAAAAAAAAAUUCAAUUAAAAGAAUGGGAUCAAAAAAGUGUCCUAUUUAUCUAUAACAGUUUGUAUUUCAUCU